GUGGAUAUCCGCGUCCGCUCACGUGUUGGUUUAAUUAGUCCAGCCAAUGACAAGUGGUGAUCCUGUUGCUAAUUCAAGAUGGCGGCGACCGUGUCCGUUACUUCGCCGGCGAGCGAGUUGAGGGAAAAGGAUGAAAAUGAAGGAAGUAACCGAGGAGAAGAGGAGGAAGGCGGUUUCCCAGAGGAUGAGCAGUGGCCCAGUGCGGACCCGGAGGUCGACGGAGAGAAAGUGGGCGGCUCGGAAGGCGGGGAGGCCACGACGCGUCGGCGGACUCCUGAGGAGACGCUGGUCGAGCUGGAGGCCGAGGAGAAGCAGCAGAGGCUGGAGCGGACCCGCCGCGAGUUCCGGAACCGGCGUAAGAUCAUUAUCAGGAACCUGCCGUUGGACAUCAUCACCCAGGAAGUCUAUGAUCUGCUCAGUGAGUAUGAUUUAAAAUACUGCUUCGUGGACAAGUACAAAGGCACAGCUUUUGUCACACUAUUAAACAGGGACCAAGCAAACUCUGCCAUAGAGAAACUUCACCAGUCAAUAUUACGAGACCGAGAGAUUUCAGUUCGGUUGCAGCCCACAGAUGCUUUGCUCUGCAUUGCAAAUCUCCCACGCUCCUUCAGUCAGCAGCAAUUUGAAGAUCUGGUGCGGCCUUUUGGGAAUCUGGAACGUUGCUUUCUUGUGUACAGUGAGGUAUCUGGGCACUCUAAAGGGUAUGGUUUUGUGGAAUACAUGAAGAAGGACUCUGCUGCUCGUGCUAAAUCGGAGCUCCUUGGAAAACAGCUGGGUACACGGACCCUCUACGUCCACUGGACAGAUGUAAAUCAACUGACUCUUGAUCUCAUGCAUUCUAAGUGCCUGUGUGUGGACAAGCUACCACAUGAUUAUAAAGACCUGCAAGAAAUCACUGAAAUCUUCAGUGAUGUCUAUCAGCCAACCUAUUGUCAGCUGGCUCAAGGACCUGAUGGGCAAUUCCGAGGCUUUGCGAUUGUGGAAUAUGAAACUGCAGAUAUAGCAGAGGAAGUACAACAGGAAUUAGAUGGGAUUUGCAUUGGUGGGAACCAUGUUCGGGUUUCAUUUUGUGCACCUGGACCCCCUGGACGGAGCAUGCUUCCGGCCUUGAUAGCAGCUCAAGCUAUGGCAAUGAACCGUGGAAAAGGUCUUCUCCCAGAGCCUAAUCCUAUGCAGAUUCUGAACAGCCUCAAUAAUCCAGCAACACUGCAGCUUCUCUUAAACCCAUUAAUCCAUGGAGGAGCCGGUGGGCAGCAAGGACUUCUGGGAGCCGCUCCUUCAAUGGCCUUGUUGGGGAAUCCUGGUUUAAGUGCUGCCCUCCUGCAGCUUAUUUUACAAAGCCAAAAUCCAGCACAAGUCCAGAAGCCUGGGAUUCUGGGUGAAUCUCCUCUUGCAGCUUUGCAGCAAAACCCUGUAGGACUUGGAGGUCCACCACAACCAGGAAAAGGACUUUUAGGAAAAUCGCCCUCAGGACUGAAUUCUGAAAGAGGACACCUGAAUCCACCAAUGAUGCCAAUGGGAUCAUUGCCAAACCAACAAUAUCAUGGACAAAGGCCAUCUGACAUGCUUGGUAUGAUGGAUAAUCCAUCUCAUUCUCGGCAGGUCUCCUCUCCUCCAGCUUCUUUGCAAGGACUCCCCACAUCCAUCCUGGGUUCUGUGCUCAGUGAUUUGAAGAAACAGAGGAACCAGAACAUGUCUCAAGACACUGGCUUUGCCACACCAGGGCCAUCUCUGUUGGGUGAGCCACCAAAAGAUCUGCGGGUACCUCAAAAUCCAUACCUCAAUAUGCGGAGUGUGUUCCCUACUAAUGUGCCUGGUAAGGAACAGGCUGCGAACUCCAGCAGUUCAAUGUCAUAUGGACACAGUACUGGUCUUUUGGGAAACUACCCUAGCUCCAGUUCUAGAAUUCAUCAUGGAUCUGGCAUCGGGGAUUAUCCGGAUUAUCCAGAUUAUCCAGAGACUGAAAGCAAACAGUCAGGUUAUGGCAGUUUGGAAAGUUAUGAUGACUACCACUCUUACAGAGACUAUGAAGAGGAAAGAGAACUGGAGCAAUACCCACCAUCAAGUGGUCCUAGGUAUCGAGGGUAUGGCCGUGACAGAACCGAGGAUAGGGAACUGGAGAGAUACUCAAGGUCCCGCGACUCUGGCCUGGGAGGAGCUCGGCGCUACGGACGAGAUCGUAGUAGUGAAAGGGAGCUGGAGCGAUAUCAACUUCCACUUGACUCUGGACUUGGAGGGUAUGAAUCUGACCAAAAUCAGCGAUCAACUUCUUGUGGCUACAAUGAUUUGGAAUCUGCUCCACCUCCACUGUACUCCAGCUCCCCGACAUCCUAUUUCAAAAGUGGCUUAAGAGCAGGACUCCGACAGGGUUACUCCUCCAAGUUAAAUCCACUGCUGAACUCCGGGGCAGGACUCUUGGGAGCUCGGCCCUCCAGCUCCCCACCAGGCUCCCUGCUGAAGACUCCACUCAUUGGUCACAAGCGAGGUGCCUCUCACCUGAUCCCUUCGCCUGAGCCCAGUCCAGAGGGAGGCUACAUUGGCCAGCACUCUCAAGGGCUGGGUGGCCACUACGCUGACUCUUACUUGAAGAGGAAGAGGAUAUUUUAGCUGGGAACCUGGUGUUUCCAUCUAGAAUGAUGCAGUUAUAUUUUGCUUAAGGGUGUAAAUCUUGUAUAGAUAUUUUUAAUCUGUCAGUUUUUUUUCUUAAUGUUUUGGGGGAGGGGCUAUCUUGUACCUGAAUGUGGGAUAUGCAUAAAGCUAGAACUUGCAGAACUGGCUGAAUCAUGACCCUGCAGCACCAGGAAUGUCAGCCCCAUAAUCACUCAAUGUGGGCUUGCACACGAGCCGGCUCUUGGUCAGGGAGGGAGGAACGGUGAGGAGCCAUUUGCCAUAUGUCUCCUGUCAACAACAGCAUGUUAUUAUCAGAGUAUUUGGGACACAUGAAUGAGGCAGAGGAGUAAAUAGCAUCCAACAGUGCUUGUAGUAUUUGCAUUCUCUCAGCAAAUUUAAAGUUGGAGAACCCAGCAUACACCUUGCAAUUUGUAACAAAAAACCUCAUUUGAUCCUGUCUCCCUCAGAGUAGCCACAUUGUGUUGGUGCUGCAGCAGAAUGUGCACUUUAUAUGUGAACAUUUUAACCAAGUAUUUUACUCCAGAUCCCAGGCUGUCAUUUCCCUUUCAUAAUUUCCAGUGCUAUUUGCUUUUUGUUCCCCAGGAGAUGGGAAUUAUUUUUGUGAGUUACUCCCCUUUUGUUUUAAUUGAUCUACAGCACAGUUUUGGCUUUGAAGGUUUGUCAUGACUCUGUCUAGUCUGAAUUUCAGUCCUUGUGCAUACCCCUAACAUCUAUGUUUCUUUUGGUGUUUUUCCCUAAUUUUUCAUUUCAAUCUAUGAAUCAACUUUUGCCUUAAUUUAGAAAUUAUUGUUAAUCUAAUUUUUAGGGAAUUAUUUGCAGUGAAAGGGUUACAUGCUCAUCCUUUUACUUUUUUUUUAAGAAAGCGAGUGGUUGGUAGGAGUGACUUAUUUUUAUCCUUGCCAUUUCAUUUGGCAUAUGUAUUUGUGCCUGUGUUAGUUCCUCAUUAUUACAAGUUUGUUCUGCAAAGACUUCGUUAAAUUCCUGCUGUCUGUUAAUUUGUGGUCCUGUUAUGUUGAGCAUUGCUCUAAUGCUUGGGCAGAAACCCUGAACUGGCAAAUAUGGGACCCUAGUGGUUUAAAAAAAAUGUAAAUAUAAUAAGAACUAGUGCAGCUAAGUAGACACCAGCUCCAGAUUAAAGCUGCAGAAAUGAGUAAUUACCUGUGCUGCUUAUGUUCUCUGGUAAACAUGCCUAUUUUGUCCAAAGCUUGCAGUGGAGUAUCUCUUCCCCUUUAGCACACCUCUGGUCCUUGAAAUUUGGGAGUUGAAAAAUAAUUAGUUUCACUUGGUAUUUGUCCAAUUUACAUAUUAGCAGCACAUGAUCUUUUAAAUCCCUUAACUUCUCUGCUCUGUUCAGACAUUAUAAAGCCAAGGUGAACAGUGAGUUACAGAAAAACAUUUUUUUUCAUUUGCAGGAAAUAUAAAUUCACUAUGCCUUUUAUCAUCUUCUGUCCACUUUUCCCAAACAGAAAUGGGUAAAUGUUGGCAAUGACUGAGGAGUGAGAAACCUUUGUGGUGACUUGAUGUGGCAUUAGGAGAGGGAGGAUGGGGGUUGCAGAAACUGAGUCAAACAUGGGCCAAAAAAGUACCGAUGGUGCAUAAACUGCUUGUGAGAAAGCACUUACUGUGAGUUAAUAAAGGCCUUUGCACCUAACUAACCUGGCAUUAUAGCCAACCCUUCAGUGUGUUUUACUUUGUGCUUUGACUCAAGUCUCAUCACACUACCACAAGAGCUCUGGACAGUUACAAUGGGCAGGUCUCCGGAGUUCCAUAAUGCAGGAUCCACUCUAAUAUCAUUCCAAUCUGAAUUGAUUCCCUGCCUCUAUAAUUGUAAAGAGCAACAGAAAACCCAGCGUAAAUAACUUGUGAGCCUUCUCUAGGAUGAGAUGUUGCACUGAAAUUCUGUGCAUCAACCCCAAGUUCUUCCCCCUCAAGGGUCAGCUAUGAUAUCCCAGCUUCAAUCUCCCAAUUCAGAAUUGGGAAUCUUAACUUCCAAAUUGUUUGGUUCUGCUUCAAAACAAUGGGGUUGAUGUAAUUGAAUACAGCCUUAGCAAUUCACCAAAGUUUGCUCUUGAACAGGAAGUAACCAGGUGUGGUGUCUGAUGACCCCUGCUGGUCUGCUUGGGACUCAACUGUAGUGCUCAAUUGUAGGAACUCUGCUUGCCCAGGGUUCCUGGAUGUACUUGGAGACUAUAAUCUGUGCAGGAUGGAUCUGAAAUUGGUGCAAAGGAGGUGUUCCUGCAUCUGUAGCAUUAAACAAGUGUUGACCCCUUGCCUGGGUACAGGUGGAAGAGAAGCUUUGUGUCCUACCCUAAUGGCAUCAAAGCUGAGUAUGUGGAAGUGGAGGCCCUGAACUGGAGGGCCGCAUUCCUCUGGUUCAUGUACAUUUGAACUUCCUCUUCUGAGGGAUGUGAAAUUAAUGGGUCUUAAAAAAAAAAUGAAGGCUCAAUGGACUUUGUUUAGCUGCAUAAUUAGUUAGAAAACAAAUACAGUUUAAUGUUUGGAGAAUAUACUCAACAUCUCUAAUAAAAUUGGAAUUUUCUCA
This is a messenger RNA of Hypanus sabinus (Atlantic stingray), 5173 nucleotides long. RefSeq names its product ribonucleoprotein, PTB-binding 1 (gene raver1). Lineage: Eukaryota; Metazoa; Chordata; Chondrichthyes; Myliobatiformes; Dasyatidae. Gene Ontology annotation, molecular function: RNA binding. The transcript is spliced from 16 exons. Bases 79 to 2607 code for a protein of 842 amino acids. The record is from RefSeq and is a predicted model, not a curated record.